Dreissena polymorpha is the source of this 4612-nucleotide messenger RNA. RefSeq lists its product as uncharacterized. Lineage: Eukaryota; Metazoa; Mollusca; Bivalvia; Myida; Dreissenidae. The record is from RefSeq and is a predicted model, not a curated record. The transcript has 12 exons. Bases 873 to 2042 code for a protein of 389 amino acids.
AAUUUGUCACAGUUGACAGAGAGUGCUUUAUUUCAUACAGAUAAUGAUGAUGAUGAUGAUGAUGAUGAUGAUGAGUUCGAAGAAGCUGGCUUUGAACCUUCCAGUUCUAAAAAUGCCGAAAAGGACUCAUCUACAGGCACAUCUUGUUUCAAGAACAGACUAGAAAGUGCAAGUUUAAGGGAUACGGCUGGUUUUAUAAUAAAUGAUCAGCUCUUUUGCGGGUUUUGUGGAGAUUUGUUUGUGAUUCCUUAUCAGCUUACUUAAAAAAUUACAUUUUGGUGAAUACCUCUAUCUGUAUUUAGUGUGUUUCUAGUGUGUGUGUGCCUCGUACCUCACAAUGUGUGAACAGUUAAUGUUAUAUUACACCUUUGGAUUGCAUUACUGAACUUUUUGAUUACAAUGAUUAAAUGCUGUGCGUUUUUAUCCUUAUUAUGUCGUACAACCGGUUGGUGGUUUCUGAAAAGGUAGUUACUUCAGUUAUGACUUAUGAACAAUAAUUUUGUGAACUGCUUAAAAAAACAUGUUUAUCUGUUUGGAGGUGCAAAAUCCAAUUGAUUCAAUAUACAAUACAUUGACAUGAGAUGUUUCUUUUCUGGAAGAUGUUGACGGGCAUUAUUCUAGAAAUGAGCCAUCAUUCCAGUAUGCUGAAAACAUCCCCUCAAGCUCUCUUGGUCCUAAAAAUGAGCACCAAAGGCCAAAGUGUCAGAGAUAAUGAUUGAACUGAUUCUAAAAAUGAGCCAUCCAGUAUUGGUGAAAUCGUCUCCUUCAAGCAUUCCUGGUUUCAAAAUCAGCAUCAAGGCCAAAGAGUCAGAGAUAAUGAUGAUGAUGACGAAGAAGCUGGCUUUGAACCUUCGAGUUCUGACGGUGCGGAAAUGGACUUGGCUACAGGCACAUCUUGUUUCAAGAACAGACAAGAAAGGGCAAGCUUAAAGGAUGACGAUGGGAGUGUUUCUAGAAAUGAGCCAUCCAGUUGUGCUGAAAACAACUCCUCUUCAAGCUCUCCUGGUUCCAAAAUGAGCACCAAUAGCCAAAGUACAGAGAUAAAGAAUGAACUGAUUCUAAAAAUGAGCCAUCCAGUAUUGGUGAAAACGUCUCCUUCAAGCAUUCCUGGUUCCAAAAUCAGCAUCAAAGGCCAAAGCAUCAGAGAUAAUGAUGAUGAUGACGAAGAAGCUGGCAUUGAACCUUCCAGUUCUAACUGCAGAAAUGGACUCAGCUACAAGCACAUCUUGUUUCAAAAACAGACAAGAAAGGGCAAGCUUAAGGAUAAGACUGGUAAUGAAGGUGAUGGUGACGAAGAAGCUUGCUCUGAACCUUUAAGUUCUAAUGCACUGUUAGAAAAAAGGACACAUCUUCACGCACAUCUGGUUACAAGUACAGAGAAGAAAGGGCAUGUAAGGGGUAAUGAAGGUGGUGGUGACGAAGAAGCUUGCUCUGAACCUGUAAGUUCCAACGCACUGUUAGAAAAGGACACAUCUUCACGCACAUCUGGUGUCAAGUACAGAGAAGAAAGGGCGAGCGUAAGGGGUAAUGAAGGUGGUGGUGACGAAGAAGCUUGCUCUGAACCUUUAAGUUCCAAUGCACUGUUAGAAAAGGACACAUCUUCACGCACAUCUGGUUACAAGUACAGAGAAGAAAGGGCGAGCGUAAGGGGUAAUGAAGGUGGUGGUGACGAAGAAGCUUGCUCUGAACCUUUAAGUUCCAAUGCACUGUUAGAAAAGGACAAAUCUUCACGCACAUCUGGUUACAAGUACAGAGAAGAAAGGGCGAGCGUAAGGGACCCUGAAUCUUCUGACACAGACCAUGAUGUGCCAGUAAGACAACCACAUGCAAACCCUGGGCCGUCCACAACUGUAACCAUGUCGGGUCAUCCCAAGAGGCUUCAGAAACUCGGUGAAGACCAGAGUCAUCUUUUGAAGACGCUGUUCAAAACGAAUAUUGCGUUGAGGAAGGAGCCUAAGCGUGAAGACUGUGAAAGAGUAAUGCAAAAAUAUGAAAUUCUACACAGAUUGUCAUGGAAAAAAAUUAAAAAACACGAUUCAUAACUGGAUUACUGCUGAAAAGUGAAAACAAAAAUGAUUUAAUAGCAUUUUAGCCCACCUGCGCACAAUGUUCUCAUGGUGAGCUUUUGUGAUCGCUUUUUGCCCGUUGUCCAUCUUGCGGCAUCAACAUUUGCCUUGUUAAUAUUCUAGAGGUCACAUUACUUGUCCGAUCUUCAUGAAAUUUUAUUUGACGAUUUGUCCCAAUGAUAUCUUGGAAAAGAUUACAAAUGGUUUCGGUUGGUUGAAAAACAAUAAUUUACACGCCAUAUACUCCAUACUUAAAUCAAUAUUGUUAUAUGCAAAGCAGCAAUGCUUAAAAGAAAUAAUACAAAAUUGGGAGGGGGCAUUACUCGUAUGAAAACAAGAUGGUGGUAUUUGUUAUAAACACGUGUAAAACAGUUGGAUUUUUCUGGCCAAAGACAACUAUUCAUACGACCAACUUCUUAAUUUUUGCAUAGCUCGUCAUAUUGAUUUCCAUUCAGAUUUACUUCAGAAAAAAUCUAUUUCAUAUCUCUGAUGCCAGAGCUAUACAUAUGUUUAUAAGAAGAGUAAAUCUGAGAUCCGUUUUCAUUUAUGAUAUUUGAAAUGGCAUGUUUAGACGAAGAUUCUCUACAAUUUUCUACAUAAAUAUAUAUAUAUAUUUUUUGUAAAAAUAGUUUCGGUUGGUUGAAAAACAGUAAUUUACACGCCAUAUACUCUAUACUUAAAUCAAUAUUGUUAUAUGCAAAGCAGCAAUGCUUAAAAGAAAUAAUACAAAAUUGGGAGGGGGCAUUACUCGUAUGAAAACAAGAUGGUGGUAUUUGUUAUAAACACGUGUAAAACAGUUGGAUUUUUUCUGGCUGAAGAUAACUAUUCAUACGACCAAAUUCUUAAUUUUUGCAAAGCUCAUCAAAUUGAUUUCCAUUGUAGAAUUUACUUUAGUUCGGAGUUGCGAACCGAAUUGACCAUGUUUUUGUUAGCAAGUAACACUGUACAACAAGGUCUAUUUUUUCUCCACUCUCAAUAACAUGUUUUACUUACUCUGCAAUAGUUUAUGAGUUACUAAAUUCCUUUGAAACAUUGGACCAUUUUCUUUAUUAACAGAUCAUACUUGCACAAUUGUUGUUAUGUUUUCUUUAUGGUUAAGGCAUUGUGACAUGUAUAUUAAUUUGAUUUUUAUGGCCCCCGAUAGAGGGCAUAUAGUGAUCGGACCGUCCGUCUGUCUGUCUGUCUUUCCGUCACACUUUGCGUUUAGGUUUUGCAUUUAGGUUUCAAAAAAUGCUCAUAACUUCUAUGUCCCUUCAGAUAGCAACUUGAUAUUUGGCAUGCAUGUGUAUCUCGUGGAGCUGCACAUUUUGAGUGGUAAAAGGUCAAGGUCAUCCUUUAAUGUCAAUGGUCAAAUAUAUCACUUCAAAGCGGCGCAGAAGGGGCAUUGUGUUUACGACAAACACAUCUCUUGUUUCCAGAUGAUAUUGUCUGAACUUGACAUUAGUUCUAUGUGUGAUGAUUAAAGCAUUGUGUCAUGUAUGAAGAUAUUUUGCUUAAAUGUUUUCAUGUUGUGGUAUUCACUCUUCUAUAUACUUUGUGUCAGAAGAAAUUAAGUCUUUGAUUUUUAUAAUAUACAAUUGUAAUUAGAUUUUUUCCUGAUGAUAUUCUGAACUUGACAUUUGUUCUAGGUGGGAGGGUUAAGGCAUUGUUUCAUGUAUGAAUAUAUUUUGCUUAAACGUUUUCAUGUUGUGGUAUUGACUCUUCUAUAUAAUUUGUGUCUGAAGAAAGUAAGUGUUUGAUUUUCAUAAUAUACAUCUAUAAUUUGAUUUUUUAUACGCCCGUUUUUCAAAACGGGACGUAUUAUAGUUUCACCCUUGGCGGGCGGGUGGACGCCGCCGGUGGGUGGACGGGCGGUUUCCACUGCAGUUUCUGCUCUCUAUUUCAAAUAGUUUUCAUCUGAUCUUCACCAAACUUGGUCAGAAGUUGUAUCUAGACAAUAUCUAGGUUAAGUUUGAAUAUGGGUCAUGUCGAGUCAAAAACUAGGUCGCGGGGUCGCUUAGUGCAUUUCAGUAUUAAGUAUAGUUUCCGCUCUCUAACUGAAGAAGUUUUCAUCCGAUCUUCACCAAAUUUGGUCAGAAAGUGUAUCUAGACAAUAUUUAGGUCAAGUUCGAAUAUGGUUUAUGCUGGGUCAAAUACUAGGUCACGGGAUAACCAAGUGCAUUUCAAGGAUUUAGCAUGGUGUCCGCUCUCUUAAUUGAAGUAGUUUUUUUUGUGUACAUGAUAUUUAGGUAAAGUUCAAAUAUGGGUCAUGCCGGGUCAAAAACUAGGUCAUGAGGUCACUUAGUGCAUUUCAAGCAUUUAGCAUGGUGUCUGCUCUCUAAUUGAAGUAGUUUUGAUCCGAUCUUCACCAAAUUUGGUCAGAAGUUGUGUCUAGAUGAUGUCCAAAACCUUCAAAAGGGCGUAUCCUAUGACAGUUUGGCACUCUUGUUUCCAGAUGAUAUUGUCUGAACUUGACAUUGUUCGAAGUGUAAAUACAUUUUGAAACUACUUUUUGUCAUAAAAAUGUUUGGGAGUAUUUUUUGGAGGAAUAAACUGUUUUAAAUCGA